AUGGCCUCAUCCCCAAAUAAGCUGCCCGAAUCAUACGCUUCGUUCAAGUACGAUGGCCUACUCGUCUCCCAUGUCCCAGCGAGCUCCUCAUCCGUUACAAAGGUCAUCAUGGUCACCCUCAACCGGCCCAAAAAGUACAACGCCAUGAAGGGAGACAUGUUCACCGGCCUCGAGGUGAUCUUCAACACCGUCAGCGAGGACCCGCGGGUCCGCGCGGUCGUCAUCACGGGGGCAGGCAAGGCGUUCUCCGGAGGGGCGGACCUGGAUGUUGGGUUUAUGGGUAUGAUGGCCCUCAAGGAGACGGAGGAAUCGAUGAGGGAUUUUAGGGAUUGGGGUGGACGCGUCGCGCUGGCAAUCUCAAACUGCAAGAAACCCACCAUCGCCGCCGUCAACGGCCCCGCCGCCGGCGUCGGUCUGACCAUGAUCCUCCCGGCCACGAUCCGGGUAGCCUACGAGGGCGCGCGGUGCGGCUUCCCCUUCUCCCGGCGCGGUCUCGUCCUCGAAUCCUGCAGCGCCUUCUUCCUCCCGCGCCUCAUAGGCCUCUCGCGCGCCAACCACGUCGUCGCGACGGGGGACAUGUACCCCGUCACGGAUCCGCUUGUCAGCGGGCUGUUUUCAAAGUUUUUGCCCUCGCCGGGGGAGACGGUGGAGUACGCGGUGAGGUUGGCGGAGGAUCUGGCGGAGAAUACGUCGUUGGUGAGUGGUAAGUUGAUGAGGGAUAUGAUGGUGUAUUGUCCGGCUUCGCCUGAGGGGGCGCACGUGUUGGAUUCGAGGGUGUUUGUGCAGCUUGCUGGGACGGAGGACAAUGUUGAGGGGGUGAAGAGUUUCUUGGAGAGGAGGAAGCCUGAGUUUACGGCGUCUGUUGAUCGGGAGAGUGUUCCGUUCUGGCCAUGGUGGGAUAGGGAUGAUGGGCGGUUUGUGAGGCAGUUGCAGAAGGCUGCUAAGCUUUGA
Molecule: messenger RNA, 951 nt
Organism: Colletotrichum costaricense
Lineage: Eukaryota; Fungi; Ascomycota; Sordariomycetes; Glomerellales; Glomerellaceae
Exons: 2
Coding region: 1-951 (316 amino acids)
Source: RefSeq, a predicted model, not a curated record